AUCUCAGAAGAGGAGAAUCCACAGUGAGUGCUAAAUUGUGACCUAACAGGACAAAGUUGUUUUAAUUUAAUUACUUUUACUGUUUUAUUCUUACUUAUACUGAAUUCAUUUACAGUAUACAAAUGAUUUCUCUGGAACAGGUCUGUUUAUAUUUCUUAUUUAUGGGUUUUAGUUUUGACUAUUCUUGUGUAAGACUGCCGCUGGGUAAUUUCCUUUCAUUAUGUGCACAUCUUGAACACACAUAGACAAAACAAGAACUACACCUUGGACACACCAUUACACCUCAAACACUGUAUUUCUAAAUAUUCAAAUUGGGUAUUGUUUGACCUGUGAGCACUUUGAUUGGCUGUGCGGUACAUCCUGUUUAAUUUUGCAUGAAUCUAUUUUGUAUAAAUAUGACCUUGAGAAUAACUUUAUGGAAUGUUGUGGUAGUCGCCUACAACAAACUGUUUCGUGAAGCAAUGAAGGUUUAUCAGAGCGUCCUGCUACUCUUCUGCUGCCAGUUUCUCCACACUCUGGCCUUAGACUGUACUGUGAUAAGCGGUAACCUGAAGCAGAUAGACGCUGGGGCAGGCUCCGUGGUUGGAGUGAACGAUAAAAAUGAAGCGUUCGUCCUGAUUGAUAAUGUCUUCACAAAAAUCAGCCCGUCUCUAACGCACUUCAGCGUUGGUCCUGCUGGUCAGCUGGGGGUGGAUUCAGCAAACAACAUCUUCAAGCUUCAGAGCGGUUCCUUCAUUUGGUUUCCAGGGCUUCUCAAACAGGUGGAUGCUGGAGGUGAUCAGAUCCUUGCAGGUGUCACUAAGAAUGAUGAAAUUUUCUGUUUAAAUAUGGAUGCUAACAACAACUGGCCAUCUAGCACUGCUCCUUGGGUUAAACUUAAUGGAGGGCUGAAGCAUUACAGCUGCGGUCCGUACAGCUGUUGGGGAGUGAGCGCGGAUGACCUAAUCUGGAUCAUGAAGGAUGUGUCUAAUAAAGUCUGUUCUGGGUCUGGUGGCUUUGUGAAUAUUCCUGGACGACUGGCCAUGAUUGAAGUAGCAACUGAUGGCAGUGUCUUUGGUGUCAAUUCUCAAGGGAUGUUAUACAAAAGAAAUGGCGUCACUCGCUCCAACCCCGCUGGCACAGACUGGCAACAGAUGAAUGCUUGUUCCAAUGGCCACAAGCAUGUGAGCUUUGACCUGGGAGUGCUGUGGGCUGUAUGUGUCGACGGCUCCAUCCGUAAAUGUACUUUACAAAACUGCAGCAAGUGAGGAGUUCAAUCAUUAACAGAAACCUCAAAAUAAUCAGUCACUAUUAACAGAAAACCUUGAUUAUACUUUUUCUUCUCUUUUUCUUGCUGAUGAAUAAAUAAAGCAUUAUG
Messenger RNA from Labeo rohita (rohu), 1357 nucleotides. Its product is annotated as fish-egg lectin-like. The transcript has 5 exons. The coding region runs from base 375 to 1247 and encodes 290 amino acids. The record is from RefSeq and is a predicted model, not a curated record. NCBI's taxonomy places the organism in Eukaryota, Metazoa, Chordata, Actinopteri, Cypriniformes, Cyprinidae.